Molecule: messenger RNA, 2084 nt
Organism: Alligator sinensis (Chinese alligator)
Lineage: Eukaryota; Metazoa; Chordata; Crocodylia; Alligatoridae
Gene: LRG1
Product: leucine rich alpha-2-glycoprotein 1
Exons: 2
Coding region: 145-1197 (350 amino acids)
Biological process (GO): immune response; transforming growth factor beta receptor signaling pathway
Cellular component (GO): cell surface
Molecular function (GO): transforming growth factor beta binding
Source: RefSeq, a predicted model, not a curated record
AGCCCCGCUGCUCUCCCUGCACCAGGAUCCCCUGCCCGGGGCACUGCGCAGGAACGGCAGGACAGGACAGGACAGGUCUCGACCAACCACGCUGCUGGCACUGUUUGCAGGGUGAAGGGCCUCCAUUCCCCACCACGCUGCAGGAUGACUUGCCUGGGCCUCACCCUGCUAGCCCCGCUCCUCCUGGCCCUGCCCCGCAGCUGGGGGCAGCCAUGCCCACCUGUGCCCAAAAAUGCCACGGAGUUCGUAUGCACCGCGCCGGACCUCUACAUCUUCCCCUCCGGCCUCCCCAAUGGCAUCCUAAGCAUCUCGGUGGAGUUUACCAACCUCAGCACCAUGGGCGAGGAUGCGCUGCAGGGGCUGCCCCUGCUCCGGGAGCUCCAUCUGUCCAGCAACCGGCUCCAGUGCCUCCCUGCCAGCCUCCUUUGGCCCGUGCCCGAGCUCCGCAUCCUGGACCUCACUGGCAACCUGCUGGAGGGCCUGCCCCCUGAGAUCUUCCAUGCCAGCGGGCUCCUGCGGGACCUGGUGCUGCGGGGGAACAGGCUGAGGGGCUUGCAGCCCUCCUGGUUCCAGUCCCUGAGGGCACUGGAGUGGCUGGACGUCUCCGGCAACCAGCUCCGAAAGCUGCCCCCACAUUGCUUCCUCCUGCUGCGCUCCCUGAAGAGCCUGGACCUGUCCCACAACUUCCUGAGCAACCUGCCCGCCGCAGCGCUGCAAGGCCUGGCCCAGCUGGAGCGGCUGGACCUGGAGGGCAACCGGCUGUGGGUCCUGGAUGAGGAGAUGUUCCAGCCCACCCGCGGCCUCCGCUACCUCUUCCUGCAGAACAACAAGCUGAGCGUGCUGCCGGACGCCACCCUGCUCCCGCUGGACCAGCUGGACACACUGGACCUGUCCCACAACGCCCUGCACACCCUGGACUUCUGCCUGCCCGAGCCCCGCGACACUCUCAGCCUGGACCUGUCCGGGAACCCCUGGGUGUGCGACUGCCACGCGGCCCGCUUCUUGCACUGGCUGCGGAGCCGGCCUGUGCACCUCUAUGCUCGCAACAAGACCCUCUGCCUGGCCCCUCUGGAGCACCACAACCAGAGCCUGGCCACCCUGGCUGAGAGCGAGCUUGGGGUCUCCUGCCCACCCACCCCUGGGCCAGGGAAACAGGAGAGCCAGGAGCUGCCCCCAGACCAAGUGGGCAAGGCCUAGCUAUGGGCUGUGCCAGCUUCCACCCCCAUCCUGGCAUCCCCAGGGCAGCCUUCCUUGUCCCCUUCCUCCUCCCCGCACGGGAGUCUCCCUGGGGUCUGGGCAAGAGCCCACCUGAGCAGUUCUGGGUCUGUCUCGCGCUAUUCCCUGUUCACCCCCCUCUGAAAGGGUGAUGGGUCCUUGCCCUGAUGCCCCAGAUGCCCAGGCCUCAGCCAAACCCCCCUGUGCCUGCCCCAGCCUCAAGCCUGCAGCCUCCCAGCAGACCUCAGCCCUCCGUCUCCAAGCCCACCUGCACCUCACCCCCAGCUCCUCAGACCAGCCCCCAUUGGCAGCACCGAGGGGCUGUUCUUUGGGGCCGAGAAGCCACUUUAGCUCAGUUCUCACUGGUGAGAAUUGAGCCCUGCCAGUGGCAAGCUGGCUCCAGGGCCUGUCCUUGAGCCAGGCCUCUCAAUGCAAACAUUGCAACAUGCGUGUGGCUUCCUCAUGGCCUGUUGCAAGCAUGCCUUGCCCUCCCCCCAGCUUUCCUCUGCCAAAACAGCCUCCGAGGAGUGGGGGCUGAUGGGUCCGGGCUGCACGAUGCAAACGUGCCACCGAGCUGGUCCUUAAUGGCACUGAUCGAGAGCAAGUUCCUACUUGUCCUGGAUUAGAGGUGUUGGCAUGUACAGCGCCUGGCACACCAGGUUAGAUGGGCACCUAAUAGAUGUCUAAGAGCUGCCCUUCUGACCCUGGAGGGGUGGGAGUGAGUGCCCGGCCCAGCCAGCCUUAUAGUGGGCAAGCACUUUCACCUGUUUUGGGAGUCCUGGAGGGUGGGUGCCCAGUGACGGGGGGCAUUUCCACUGCUCUGCUUUCCCUUCUCUCCUAAACGUGAGCUCAAUAAACAUCAGUGCACG